Dioscorea cayenensis subsp. rotundata (Guinea yam) is the source of this 1943-nucleotide messenger RNA. RefSeq names its product cytochrome P450 710A11-like. Gene Ontology annotation, biological process: sterol metabolic process. The record is from RefSeq and is a predicted model, not a curated record. NCBI's taxonomy places the organism in Eukaryota, Viridiplantae, Streptophyta, Magnoliopsida, Dioscoreales, Dioscoreaceae. The coding region runs from base 325 to 1806 and encodes 493 amino acids. Gene Ontology annotation, molecular function: heme binding; oxidoreductase activity, acting on paired donors, with incorporation or reduction of molecular oxygen; monooxygenase activity. The transcript has a single exon.
UUUAAUUAACAAGGUUGCGGUCUAAAUUGAAAUAUUUCCGCUUAAUUCUUCUCUCUCCUGGCUGUUCUCUUGUUUCCAGAUGAUCCCACUUUUGAAUCCUCUCCCUCCCUUUGAACGCAGCCUUCAAUUCAAAAAGCUGCACCCUUUUUUUAUUUCCCUUCUUUCCAAGAAGCCACAAGCAACCUCACAAGCCAGCAAUCUUCAGUCAACCCUCUCUUUAGUUUCUUCCUUCCCCUCCAUUUAUAGCAAUAUAGCACUGGAGAGAUAGCAACAUAGCACGGGAGAGAGAGAGAGAGAGAGAGAGAGAGAGAGAGAACAACAACAAUGGCAAUAGAUUUACUUUCAAUCUUCUCAGCCGCAGCUCCCUACCUCCUCGUCACUAUCGCCACUCUCCUCCUCUAUGAACAGUUCUCAUACAUUAAGAAAAAGGGCCCACUCCCCGGCCCCACCUUUAUCGUCCCUUUCCUUGGCAGCACCAUCCCCAUGAUCCUCAACCCAACCAAAUUCUGGCACGACCAAGCCACCGCCGCCAAAUCCUCUCUUUCGGGCCUCUCCGCCAACUACCUCGUCGGCCGCUUCAUUCUCUUCAUCCGCUCCAGCGAAGUCUCCCACCUAGUCUUCUCCAAUGUCCGCCCUAACGCCUUCCACCUCAUCGGCCACCCUUUUGGUAAAAAACUAUUCGGCGAACACAACCUCAUCUACAUGUUCGGCGACGACCACAAAGAUCUCCGCCGCCGCAUCGCCCCUAACUUCACCCCUCGCGCUCUCUCCACAUACCUAAAUCUUCAGCAAAAGGUCAUCCUCACCCAUCUCAACCACUGGCUCUCCAUCUCUUCCUCCAAAUCUCCACUCAAACUCCGCCUUCUUUGCCGCGACCUCAAUCUCGACACUUCCCAGACCGUUUUCGUUGGACCUUAUCUCUCCCAAGAAGCUCGCCAAAAAUUUAACGUAGAUUACAAUCUCUUCAACGUCGGGUUAAUGGCCAUCCCGUUUGAUCUACCUGGCUUCGCCUUCCGCCGGGCGACAAAGGCUGUUUCACGGCUUAUACACACUCUCAGCCGCUGCGCCGUUGAGAGCAAAACCCAAAUGCUGGCCGGGGAAGAGCCGACUUGUCUCGUUGAUUUCUGGAUGCAAGACAUGCUGCGUGAGAGAGAGUCUGAGGACCUUGACAAGAUCGGUGGCCAUUUGUUUGACUUCUUGUUCGCCGCUCAGGACGCGUCCACAUCAUCGUUGCUUUGGGCUGUGACUUUGCUGGAGUCUCACCAGGAUGUUCUUUACCGGGUUCGGGAGGAGGUGGUGGCGGCUUGGAAUCCUCUCUCCGGGGAGCUUUUGACACCGGAGAUGGUCCGGGGGUUCAAGUAUACAGAGGCGGUGGCGAGAGAAGUUGUGCGGUUCCGCCCACCAGCGACCAUGGUGCCGCAUAUCGCCGGUGAGGAGUUCCGGUUGACGGAUGAAUACGUGGUGCCCAAGGGGACCAUUGUUUUUCCAUCUGUGUAUGAGUCCAGUUUUCAAGGGUUCACGGAACCGGACCGGUUUGACCCAGAUCGGUUUGGAGAGGGGCGGGUGGAGGACCGGGUUUUUAAAAGGAAUUUCUUGGCGUUUGGAGCUGGACCACAUCAAUGUGUGGGGCAGAGGUAUGCGAUCAACCAUUUGGUUGUGUUUAUUGCCAUGUUUGUUUCGCUACUGGAUUUCCGACGGGAGAGGACGGACGGCUGUGAUGAGAUCGCGUAUGUCCCUACCAUUGUGCCUAAAGAUGAUUGCUUGGUUUAUCUCUCCUCCCGUUUCAAUCCCUUCCCCUCAUUUUAAGCGUUUGUCAUGUGUGUUAUUGUGUAAGACUUAGGUAUGUGUUUUUUUAAUUUAUUUUUUUAUUGGGAAAUAUAACGAAAAACAAAAUGUUUGAUUGUCUUGUUUUCUUUUAGAAUUUGAGAGAUGUAUUAAUUGUG